Messenger RNA from Panthera uncia (snow leopard), 3832 nucleotides. It is a transcript of the gene MFSD1, whose product is annotated as major facilitator superfamily domain containing 1. The record is from RefSeq and is a predicted model, not a curated record. The coding region runs from base 113 to 1519 and encodes 468 amino acids. Gene Ontology annotation, cellular component: lysosome. The transcript has 16 exons. Gene Ontology annotation, molecular function: transmembrane transporter activity. Lineage: Eukaryota; Metazoa; Chordata; Mammalia; Carnivora; Felidae. Gene Ontology annotation, biological process: transmembrane transport.
ACCUGCCGCGGUGUCACGUGAGCUAUCACAGUGAGCACCUUCUUCACUGGGCUUUUGGCCGCGGAGCUUUAUCUCGGAGUUACCACUCUAGCGUCGGUAUUUCCCCGGUUCCAUGGGAGAGGACGAUGAGGAAGCGCGGGCGCUGCUGGAAGGCAGCCCCAGUGAGGCUGGCAGAGGUGCCUCGGCCGUCCCCGCUGUCCCCCGGGCGCUGCCGGCCCUUUGCGACCCCAGUCGCCUGGCGCACCGGCUUUUGGUGCUGUUGCUGAUGUGCUUCCUAGGCUUCGGCAGCUAUUUUUGCUAUGAUAAUCCUGCUGCUCUUCAGACUCAAGUCAAACGGGAUAUGCAGGUGAAUACCACGAAAUUCAUGCUGCUGUAUGCCUGGUAUUCUUGGCCCAAUGUAGUUUUGUGUUUUUUUGGUGGCUUUUUGAUAGACCGAGUAUUUGGAAUACGAUGGGGCACCAUUAUUUUUAGCUGCUUUGUUUGCAUUGGACAGGUAGUUUUUGCUCUGGGUGGAAUAUUUAAUGCUUUUUGGCUGAUGGAAUUUGGAAGGUUUGUGUUUGGGAUUGGUGGGGAGUCUUUAGCAGUUGCCCAAAAUACAUAUGCUGUGAGUUGGUUUAAAGGCAAAGAAUUAAACUUGGUGUUUGGACUCCAACUUAGCAUGGCUAGAAUUGGAAGUACAGUAAACAUGAACCUCAUGGGAUGGCUGUAUUCUAAGGUUGAAGCUUCGUUGGGUUCUGCUGGUCAUACAACCCUUGGGGUCACACUUCUGAUUGGAGGUAUAACAUGUGUUCUUUCACUAAUCUGUGCCUUGGUUCUCGCUUACUUGGAUCAGAGAGCAGAACGAAUCCUUCAUAAAGAACAAGGAAAAACAGGUGAAGUUAUUAAGUUAACUGAUGUGAAGGACUUCUCCUUACCCCUGUGGCUGAUAUUUAUCAUCUGUGUCUGCUAUUACGUGGCAGUCUUCCCUUUCAUUGGACUUGGGAAAGUUUUCUUUACGGAGAAAUUUGGAUUUUCUCCCCAGGCAGCAAGUGCUGUUAACAGUAUUGUGUAUGUCAUAUCAGCUCCGAUGUCCCCAAUAUUUGGGCUCCUGGUGGAUAAAACAGGGAAGAACAUCAUCUGGGUUUUGUGUGCAGUGGUUACCACUCUUGCUGCCCACAUCUUGCUGGCCUUCACACUGUGGAAUCCUUGGAUUGCUAUGUGUCUCCUGGGAAUCUCCUAUUCGUUACUUGCCUGUGCAUUGUGGCCAAUGGUGGCGUUUGUAGUUCCUGAACAUCAGCUAGGAACCGCAUAUGGCUUCAUGCAGUCCAUUCAGAAUCUUGGGUUGGCGAUCAUUUCCAUUAUUGCUGGCAUGAUAUUGGAUACUCGGGGAUAUUUGUUUUUAGAAGUUUUCUUCAUUGCCUGUGUUUCUUUGUCACUUUUAUCUGUGGUCUUACUCUAUGUGGUGAAUCGUGCUCGAGGGGGGAACCUAAAUUAUUCUGCAAGACAAAGGGAAGAAGUAAAACUUGCUCAUGCUGAAUGAGAAGCUUAAAUGACUGUGUCAUGAGAUGGGCUGCACACAUCAUUGGUUUGAAAACUUCUAUUUUUUUUUUAAAUCUAGAGAUUAAUCAUUAGGAAAAAUAAUGGUGUGGAAGGUUUUUAUAUUUAUAUUUCAAAAAUACCUAAUUCAAAGUAUAUUUGUGAUGACUAUUUUGGCCUCUGUCUUAUGAAUUGUGUAUUGCUGAAGAAUUCUACUUUGGAAUGGGCUAAUCAACAGUGAGGUUUAGAAAGUUUCUCUGGUAUAUACAGGUGAACUUUAGUGAGGACAGUAAAUAGUGGAAAACUUGGAUCUUGUAUUGAGAUAAUUUUCAGAAGAAGCAUCUUUAAAUCUUAAAGCAAAAAAAAAAGGCUUUUGAAGGGUAGAAGGGAUAUUUUAUACAGAAUAAACAGUGGCAUGUUCAUAGGCAUUCCCUAUUUUGAUAGGGAAUAUUUGAAAGAUAUUUUUUAUGCAGUCUUUUCAUUUUCACAAAUAGCAGAUUGAAUUCUGCUCUCUUUAGUUAUGAGAGGUUGAUGAGCAGUGACCCUUUUGAACUUCUUUGUAUCUCCAUUACUCAGGACCCUGAUCACUUAGAGAUGUAAUUUUGUGCUAGAGUUUUUUCUUACAAUCUAAUUAAUUACUAAGCAGUAUCCUUGAAAUUAUGCAUAUCUACAUGGAUUAAAACACUGCAAAAAGAAUACUUGAUGUCUUUUAAAACUUGAUUGUUUAAAAAAUAUUAAAACACUGAUUUUAACUGUUGAUUAUUUGGAAGAUGAUCUCUAUAAGAAAGUCUAAGUUGGAGGGGCUCUGGGGUGGCUCAGUCUGUUAAGUAUCUUGACUCUUGAUUUUGGCUCAGGUCAUGUACUCAGUUUGUGAGUUCGAGCCCCAUAUCAGGCUCUGUGCUGAUGGUGUGGAACCUGCUUGGGAUUCUGUCUCUGCUUCUCUCCCUCCUUCCCCAGGUUGUGCUCUCUCUCUCACUCUCUCUUAAAAAAUAAAUAAACAAACAAAUAAAUAAACUAAAAAAAAAGAUCUAAGUUGGAAUAAAGAAAAUUUGCUUAAUUAAAGUCUUUAUAAGUCAGUGGAGCACCUUUUUCUCCAGAGUAGGACUUUAAAUCACAUUUAUAUAUUUCAGAUUAAAUAUGGUUAUAAAAUUUCUUUGACAAACUUAAAAACUUUUUAAUUGACUUAGUCUUAGCAUAUUAUAUGUUAAAGUCAAGAAAUUUUUCAUGUGAUUUGCUUUUCAGGAGCAUGCAGAUAUUUUAGACAACUAUUAAACUGUCAUAUUUAGCUAAUUAUAUUAUUUGAAAUAUAUGACAUUGUAUGCUUGAAAGUUCUGGAACACAUUGAAAAUGCAUUCCUGAUUCAAGUUAAGUUUUAUUUACAUCAAUUUUUCUGAUUUACCGUUUAUUGUGUCAUUAUUCAUUUGUGAGUUCUUUAGGUUUUGAUUGCCCUGUGACUGUUCUAGCCCGGAUUAUUGAAUGUUGGCUUUACCAGUUGGUGAGAGUGGAGGAAGCCAGCUGCUACUGUUGCUGGAGGGUUUGUGUGGUCCAGCCUCUGCCUUACUCUUUCCACCACCUCUGUGCCUCAGCCACAGUUAGCUGCUUAAUUACAUUUUUUUAAAUGGGUCGUGUUCCUCCCCUUUUCAGGGGCCUUGUCCAUGCUGCUCCCUCUGACUAGAAUAUUUAACUCAAAAUUCUCCACAGGCUGGUUUCACCUCAUUCACAACAGAAAACCUUAGCCCCAGCUCAGAACCAUUCUUCCUGUGGAAACUCUUCCAGGCCCUUUAGGUUAUAUCAAGUUCUUCUAAAAUUUCUGUGAUCUUUGAAAAGCCCUGUGCUUUUUCCUUCUUAGCUUACCUCAGCUUAUAAUGAAGAAUUUGUGAUAGUGUGGGUUUUGUUAUCUACCUCUUCCUUUAGAUUGUAAGCUCCAUGAGGGCAGGGACUAUGUCUAUUAUGUUAAUUACGAUUGUGUCAAUAGUGCCUAGCACAAAGUAAGCACAAAAUAAAUAUUUUUUUGAAUAAUGCAUAAAUAAAAAGGAGAGUAAAGUGGAAUAACCUUUUUGGAGGAUAAGUUGGCAAUAUGAAUAAAAAGACCUGAAAAGGAUGGUGAUGGGCUCUGUGCCUUUUGGCUUAGCAAUUUCAUUUCUAAUAAUUUAUCCCAAGGAAACCAUUAGACAAGUACACACAUAAAUGUCUUUUAAGAAAGUAUUUUCAUUGCAAGAUUGCUUGUAAUAGCCUAAAAUAGGAAACCACCCGUGUUUAUAAGAAUAGAAGUUUUGUUAAGUACUUGGUAUCAUGUGCUUAAAGUGAAAUAUUAAAG